Hyaloscypha bicolor E is the source of this 906-nucleotide messenger RNA. RefSeq lists its product as uncharacterized. The record is from RefSeq and is a predicted model, not a curated record. Lineage: Eukaryota; Fungi; Ascomycota; Leotiomycetes; Helotiales; Hyaloscyphaceae. The coding region runs from base 1 to 906 and encodes 301 amino acids. The transcript has a single exon.
AUGGCGCCGGAGCUGGACAGGAAGGCGGUUUGGUCAUCACUCUCAACCACCCUCUUUAUUAUCGGCAGCAGAGUUGCUCCGUUCACACCGACAUUUUCGCGCUCGGAGAUCUCUACGAGCUUAUACAUGACUUCAUCGAAACGUUCGCUUCAUCGAACCCCAUCUCUUGGGUGGCACACCCGCGUACCAGCCGGAGAGUUACAGAUGGACCCCAUUAUAAAUGGAUUUCGAAAGCCCACUUUCAUAUCAAAGAAAGACACCCUCGACUUCUUUCGGCACAAACUUCCUGUACCACCCCAAAAUCCCAUGUUCCUCCUGGGAGGGCACAGUCAGUGCUCCAAGAAGAUAGAGACUCUUCAGCAAGCUGCGGAUGAGUGGAAUAUUUGGGCCACGAACAAUGCAUUUCCUAUGCUCGAUCUCCCACAGAGAACUGUUAAGUCGAAUAUCUCGGUCAGAAUCGAGAAGAUGACUUCAGCAAUCAGAAGUUUGCUCCGGAGAGAUCGAGAGAUUUCCGGAGAAAUGAUGAAGAAGGAUGCUGAGAUAGAGAAAUUCCGUGCGGAGGGUGUCAAACGAGAAACAGCGGAGAGAAAAGAGAUGGACGAGCUUCAAACCGAAAUGCGAGUCAAGGAUGUGCGAAUCCAAGCAUUGGAAAAGGCAGUACGAGUUCAUGCCCAACAGGACACAGGAUCAGGACAAGGGAGAGUUGCAGAGGAAACUAAAAGCCGAGCAAAGACUUCUUCGAGAACGAGAAGAUCAAUUGAACAUUCGAGAGGAACAAUUCAAGGCGGUGCAACGAACGAAAGAAUAACAAUGGAGCGCAAAAAGACUCCAAGUUGGCUGACACACAGCUCGCAACAAAGCUCCGAACUUCUCAAGCACAGGUCAUGGAUCUUGAGAAAGAGCUAG